This is a messenger RNA of Acanthochromis polyacanthus (spiny chromis), 1203 nucleotides long. RefSeq lists its product as uncharacterized. The coding region runs from base 78 to 1082 and encodes 334 amino acids. Lineage: Eukaryota; Metazoa; Chordata; Actinopteri; Pomacentridae. The transcript has 8 exons. The record is from RefSeq and is a predicted model, not a curated record.
CAACAGAGUUACACGAAGGCAGGUUGACUCUCACAAUCGAGAGACCGAUUGUCUUUCCCGGCUUUCCUCUUCACCUCAUGGAAACUUUUAGGUGCUGGAGCACACUACAUGGAUGCGUUUUGUUUAUGUUCCUUGCAGCUAUUGGCAAAGGGUCAGCGUGUGAGCGUCCCUCUAGUCCUCAGUGCUUCAGACAACAUGCUGACCAGACUGUCUACAUUUGUGAAUGGAGCCUGAACACCAAUGAGAGCGAUGUGACGUUUGACCUUUACAUUGAUGGAAAUAAAUUCGAUAACAUCAAGGGGAACUCGACUAAGAUAGUUGAGGAGCAGCUGAUACGAACUCGUCCUGUUGUUAUUUGGGUGGAAGCUCAUGUAGGAGACUCCAGCUGCACAUCACUCCGGAGGUCUGUUACACUGGAGGACACAGCAGUUAAAUAUGAAACGCCGCAAAAUAUUUCAGUAAGCUGGUUAAAAAAAAACCUCAGCUUAAGCUGGCAGGCUGCAGAGAAGUAUCCAGCCCGGGCAGAGGUCUGGUUUCGGCCAUAUGCACGCCCCACAGAAUCAUGGAAACAAUUAGAGAGAAUAGCAAACACCACCAAUGAGGCUUUGAAUUACCAGAUUGUUGUUGAGAAUCUGAACUAUUCAGCUUAUGAGAUUCAGAUCAGACAACAGUCUAGUAAGGCCAAAAACCCACUGUGGAGCAACUGGUCUCCAGUUGUGAUCGCUCCUGCAGAACUUGAACAUGAACCUAAUGUCACCCCGACAACAACGCUUGAAAAAGGAGCUCGAAAGGUGGUGCUUACUUGGCCGAAAAUGCCACAUGCAGCAGCAGUCAGCGGAGUGACGUACAUCCUGAGUGACACGCUGUCUUCUCAGGGGUGUCCUUGUGAGGAAAAGAGGAAAAAACAUCACAUGAAUAAACACACAAUUUAUGUGCCAUACUCGGCUGUCAACAUCUCUGUUAUCGCCAGAAACGCAGCAGGUUCUUCUCCUCCAGCAGUCGUACAAAUACCAACCGAACCUGUGGCAGAUUUAAAAAGUAGGCUGGUGGAUGAGUGUCGCAUCCUGCAUAUUUAUCCUUAAGUAGACCACAAAAACUUUGAUUUCUUUUCUCUCUGGCAGUUUGUGACAAAACGUCACUGAAUGAAAAAUUAGACAAGUCCACUUGCCUUCAGUGGUACGAACUCCAAAACCCAGAUUUAAG